CGAACUUUAAGUUGGCAUAUCCUAGAGGUGACACAGGAUACAAAGGACCAAACAACAACAUCCCUAUUGAAAAGAUAUGCACCAGGUCAUGUGAAGUUUUACCAACAACCCCCACAUCAUACAAAAUGACAAACUCCACAUUGACAUAUUCAGCUCUGCUAUAACUGUGUGGUCAGACUCAUUUUUAUGUCCUGUUAAUAGAACUUCAUGUUUUAUGAAAUUAAGUAGUCCCUAAUGUCUUUAGGUUCCCAUGUGCGUUUAUUAAGUUACGUGUUAUCAAUAAUCUGAGCCGGGUAAUAUUCUCCUGCUGGAUUUCAUGACCAUCCUUCACCCUUCUUAUUGGACAUCAUCCAUUUUAGUCAUUGCCUUUGGGGCAAGGUAUAUAGGGCGGUUCAAUCAUCCGCUCUCGUCUGUACGACUGUCACCGUCGCGCUCUCCAUGCUGAAUCACAGGAAGAAAUGAUGAUAAACUGGAAAAACAGACAAGAAUAGCGAGAAAGGAAAAAGCAUCAAGAAUGAAGACUCCACCGACAGAAAACAGCUGGCAGGAGCAGGUUGAUGUAGAUGAUGGCCGUUUACUGAUUGAGGAAGAUGAGAAGGAGAGAAGGUUUUCUAGUAAUAUCUUUUGGGCAGGGUUCAACUUGAUCAAUGCCAUCCUGGGUACAGGGAUGAUAGGGUUGCCUUAUUCUAUGAAACUGGCCGGAUUACCAUUGGGAAUUUUACUGUUGCUUGCGGUGGCGUAUGUUACGGAUUACUCCAUGAUACUGCUGAUUAAGGCAGGCGAGAUGUCUGGCACUAGCACAUAUCAAGCUCUUGUCAGCAGGACGUUUGGAUUUCCUGGAUAUCUGCUGGUGUCAUUGCUGCAGUUUUUAUAUCCCUUUGCCGCAAUGAUCAGCUACAAUAUCAUCACAGGAGACAUUUUACCAAAAAUAUUUCAACGAAUCCCAGGAGUUACUCCAGGAAGCAUACUUGCUGACCGCCAUUUUGCUAUCCUGAGCACCACAAUCGUCAUUACUCUUCCUAUAGCAUUAUACCGUAACAUGCAAAGACUGGGAAAGGUAUCUCUGAUGUCCCUACUCUUAACCAUAAUCGUCCUGGUGAUUGUUAUUAUUCGCGCCUCAUCUUACAUGGUCACAAUACCACAUACCGAAGGAGCUUGGGUGUUCGCAAAGUGGAAUGCGAUACAAGCAGUCGGAGUCAUGUCUUUUGUGUUCAUGUGUCACCAUGCCUGUUUUUUAAUUUAUGGAUCGCUUGAAAAAGGAACAGUCAAAAGUUGGUCCAAUAUUACCCACAUUUCAAUGAUCAUCUCCUUAAUUAUCAGUGUCCAGUAUUCGGUUUUUGGAUAUGUGUCAUUUACAGGAUUCACACAAGGGGACCUGUUUGAAAAUUAUUGUAAGGAUGAUAACCUGGUCACGAUCGGAAGGCUUUUCUAUGCAAUGACAGUAAUCCUCACAUACCCGAUGGAAUGUUUUGUUACUAGAGAGGUGAUUUCCAACGUAUUCUUCGGCGGGAGCCUUUCCACUGUCCAUCAUUUUGCAGUCACAUUGCUGGUUGUAUCUCUCACCACAGUCAUAUCCUUAUUUUCGGACUGCCUAGGAAUGGUGCUAGAGCUCAAUGGCCUUCUCAGCGCGACUCCUCUCGUCUUCAUUAUUCCUACCGCUUGCUAUUUGAAGCUCUCGUCGGAUCACUGGUACCACAUCAGCAAUGCCAUGCCCUGCUUCAUCCUUCUGCUUGGUAUACUGAUAAUGCCAGUAGGGUUUUCUAUGACCGUUUUAUAUCCACAGGAAUGUAGUCACGGAAAAGAAAUGUUUUACUGUUUCUCAAAUUCUACACGUACUGAUGUUCCUGUAUCACAUUUAUACCACAGGAAUGCAUCGGAAAUAAAAUAAUUCUGCAUUACCGCACCAUAUGCAUUGAUUUCAUUUAUGAAGUUGUAUGUAUGAAUUCUACUUAC
Bufo bufo (common toad) is the source of this 1953-nucleotide messenger RNA. It is a transcript of the gene SLC38A11, whose product is annotated as solute carrier family 38 member 11. The record is from RefSeq and is a predicted model, not a curated record. Gene Ontology annotation, biological process: amino acid transmembrane transport. Lineage: Eukaryota; Metazoa; Chordata; Amphibia; Anura; Bufonidae. Gene Ontology annotation, molecular function: amino acid transmembrane transporter activity. The transcript has 13 exons. Bases 515 to 1888 code for a protein of 457 amino acids.